AUUGGCCCCUAACUUGAGGGUAUCUACGUGUUUGCUCGAGGGCAAUUGAUUGCAACAACCCAUCACUCGUCCAUCCCAAGCCGUGCUCAAAAAGUGGACAAUGGGGCCUUGAAGUCAAGUUCUUUUCGAACGCAUCUCCCACGGUCAAAAAUUAACACUCAUUUCAAGCUCUCUUAGCGUCUCAGAGCGUCUUUGGACCUUAGUUUGGGAAUUGGUACGGUAUCAUCAAGAGGAUCCGCGGAAAAAAUGACAGCCAGCGAACCAUCGCCUGAACAAGCAACCAGCACGGCAGGACUCCCGGCAAUUCCCACCUCUUCGGACCUGUUCGAGGGAGAGCUCUUUAGCGAUGAACUCAUUGACAUUUAUCACGCAGCCGUCCAAGAAGGGAGCGGACCUGAUAAGAUGGCGCAAGAGAACGAAAUCCCGUCGUUGCCGGUUCAACCACAUGAACCAGAAAAAGAAGUGGCUACAGACGAUGCAGCAUCCGCAGCAAAUGUAAACCACCCAGGAGCACGGGUCGCUGCUACUGCUGCUGCACUAGACAAUGGCUUGGCUCCUUUUAGUGCCCCUGGUCCCUUUGUUGUUGCAGCACCGCCUGCUACUACGUCGCAAGUGGUUGUUGCCACAGCGACGCCCAACCCGGUAGUUGUACCUGCUACAGCGACGCCAAACCCGAUUGUUGUACCUGCUGCAGCGACGCCAAACCCAGUAGUUCCCGCUGCAGCUGAAGCACCACCCAUCCAAGUUGUAGUCAACGACCCUAUCAGCAACAAUACUGUCGCUUCUCCUGCUGCAUCUAUACCGGUGGCCAAAGGAAAUAUACCGUCUGACUCCCUUGGUCCGAAGAGAAAGCCAGAAACAGACCUGCAAGGGAGCGCGCCCAAGAAGCAACAACAAUCCCCAUCGGUUGCAGCGACACCAAUAUCGGUCGCCUCUAGCAUCACGGCAGCAGCAAAGCAAUACACUGCCGCAACUGCUGGGGCAACGGCGGCAAAAGCAUUGACGUCAGGUAGUACUGCUGGAAUGCCACCAAAGACGGUUACUUCAGAUGGAUCAGUUGCUUCCAGUAAGAAAAUGAGCGAUGGUGAAGGGCCAGAGUCGGCACCAAGAGCGGCAACAGAAGCCGAUUUCAAGACGGUUGCGCAAGCGGCUGUGUCCAGCCUCAUUCUCAGUACCAAGAAUGGGGAAGUUCCCGCGGGUAAUCCUGACGGAUGCAGCGAAGACAUUGAUCUGAGCACGGACCACAUCAAGAAUCUAACGGGUAGCAAUUGGGUUGCUGCCUGUGCAGGUGCUGGAGCCGCCGCUGUGGCUGCCGGCGGGGGUUCUGCCCCUAUUGCAGAGGGGGGAAAGGCAGGCAAUCGCAAGAGGCAGAAUUUGACCGCGGAUGAACGUGCUCGUCAAAAUCGUGAUCGAAAUCGGGAACAUGGUACGUUUGUCGCCAGGAAUAUUCGACAAUGGUAUCACAGGCUCUGGGCUAACGGUCAUCUCUUGUCACCACAACUACAUGUAUGCAUAUGUCGAUCUACCCAAGCUCGGAACACAAGGCUACGAAAGAAGGCUUAUGUCGAAGAACUCAAGCGAACCUUGACUGAACUAGUCGCGCAACGUGAUCGAACUGAGCAACACAAUCAACAAACGGCUCAGAGGGAGGUAGAGCAAAGGGAAGUUCGCUUUCGAGUUAUCGAAGAGUUCCUCAAAUUACGAGCGCGCAAUGAGGCAAAUCAAAACAGCUGGGCAGCAAUCUUGCAUAGCAGCUUUGUUCUGACGAUGCCUUGUGAUGCUAUCAAUCGAAGAACAACAACUGCACAGGGUACCGUUCCGCUCGAACACAUUUUUUCUGGUGCCGAUGGUGUGAUGAGGGAAUCCAACAACUUUGCUACGUUUCUCCAGUCUGUAAGAAGCGAUGCCAAUGAAGGCCGGAACCCUGCAAUCGUGUUCCAGUACUAUUGCGAUCGAACCAACUUCUUUAUGGACGACGAUCGCGCUGUGCUGGACUGGAGCGCCAAUACGUCAGGUCUCGUGGAGAGGGGUCUCCAACGUGAGCUGUCAAUACGCGGAUCUAUCAGGGCAGAGUUUUGUCCGGCUAGCAAUAAGCUGCUUUCUGCGAGCAUGGUGUUUGACACCGGGGCAAUUCUUUCACAGCUCAACCAGUUCAUUCAUGUAUCGGCGGGGACCGCUUACUAUGCUGAAGCCCAGGAAGCUUCGCACAGAGCCAAUGCCAUUUUGGAUUCUCUUCAAAUGCCUCACCUCGCAACUUCUUCGGGGGGAGCAUGAUUGGGUUACAUGUAUAUGUAUGGCAGUCUUGGCAUCUCCCCACUGACGGCCCAUGCCCGAGCUGCCAAAUAUGCUUCGAUUCAAACACUCAGUUUUAUUGCAGAUUGUCUUAUCCUAGCUAACUACAUGUAGGACCCCCCAGUUGUGCCUGUUGCGAUUAGUGGCGCUUCCGGUAUUUCAAUUGCAGACGAAUUAUCGGUGCUCGUGGAGGCCAUGCCG
Seminavis robusta is the source of this 2493-nucleotide messenger RNA. NCBI's taxonomy places the organism in Eukaryota, Bacillariophyta, Bacillariophyceae, Naviculales, Naviculaceae. The record is from the annotation of a GenBank genome assembly.